AAAUAUUGCAGGACACACAGCCCAAGUUAUUGUUCCUUGUGUCUGAACCAAAAGUCACCAUGCUGCGCUUCAUCUGCCUAUUUCUGCUGUACUCAGGAGCCAUUGCAGAAUUGCCAUGCACAGUUAUGCCAGGGAAGCUGAAGCAGUUGGACGCAGGCAAUGGAGAAGUGUAUGGGGUGGCAGAUAAUGACACGAUUUACCUCUGGCACGCAAACCAAUGGGCACGGAUUGAAGGGAGGCUCAUACAUGUGACUGUGGGACCAGCUGGAGUCUGGGGAGUCAACAAAGAGAACUACAUUUACAGGCUGAACAAUUUUAACUGGAUACAAGUAUCAGGACGCUUGAAGCAGAUAGAUGCUGGGGGUAAUAAAUUCCUAUCAGGAGCCAAUUCUAACGAUGACAUUUACUGCCUGAACCAGGAUGCAACUACUUCCCCUGCAACUUCCUUACCCUAUGUCCAAAUUGAUGGGAAGCUGAAGCAUUACGCCUGCGGUCCUUUUGGUUGUUGGGGAGUCAAUAGCGCCAAUGAGAUCUAUUAUCGUAACCAGGUGACCCCAAACGCAUGCCACGGUACCUCAUGGACUAGGGUGGAUGGCAGUCUGAUCAUGGUGGAGGUUGGAACUGAUGGUUCAGUCUUUGGUGUGAAUGCAGACGGCUCCGUAUACAAAAGAGUUGGGAUCUGCCCUAAAAACCCCAGAGGAACCUCAUGGAUUCAGAUAGACGUCUGUAACGGCUUUAAGUACGUCAGCCAUGAUUCUGGGUUCCUGUGGCUCAUUAGUCAUAAUGGGAAUGUCUUUAGGUGUGAAUAUGCUGAUUCCAUGCUGUCCGAUUUGUUAUAAAGCCAAUUAAAUCACACUGUAACCCUUAUAAUAAAGCAACGUCACACGUGGCCUUUUCAUGGUUAAGGUGAUAUUUCUAUGGCUGAACAAGGUAAAACAUCUCAGAAUUCCGUUAUUCUUCCACUGAAUAAAAAUACUUCUGCUGGUCUGGGUGUUAUUCGACAUCAAAGAGGGUAAUGUAAGAUACAAAGUUUGCUAGUUUAGUAACCCAUAACAGCCAAUUGGUGGGUAGCAUUUGCUGGUCAGCUGAUUGGUCGCUAUUGGUUACUAGACCUGUCAAACGCUGCUCUUUAAAGUGUCAGCCACAAUACUUGUCUUUCUUUCUCAUAUUCUGAAGUUCCAACUGCUCUCAGUUCUCUCUUUGAUUAUUCUACAUGGAUUUUUCUUUCUGGCUAUGGGGGGGUGUGAUGUUGAUACAUUUAAAGUCUUUUUUUCAACCCAAAUGAACUCUGUAACUAUGUGAUCACAAAUUGUUUCAAUAAAUAAUAACAUUCA
This is a messenger RNA of Xenopus laevis (African clawed frog), 1334 nucleotides long. RefSeq names its product fish-egg lectin. Bases 60 to 839 code for a protein of 259 amino acids. The transcript is spliced from 4 exons. Lineage: Eukaryota; Metazoa; Chordata; Amphibia; Anura; Pipidae. The record is from RefSeq and is a predicted model, not a curated record.